Cicer arietinum (chickpea) is the source of this 1755-nucleotide messenger RNA. Its product is annotated as AP2/ERF and B3 domain-containing transcription repressor TEM1. Gene Ontology annotation, molecular function: DNA-binding transcription factor activity; DNA binding. NCBI's taxonomy places the organism in Eukaryota, Viridiplantae, Streptophyta, Magnoliopsida, Fabales, Fabaceae. Gene Ontology annotation, biological process: regulation of DNA-templated transcription. The record is from RefSeq and is a predicted model, not a curated record.
GUUUUCAUAUCAUUUCCCAUUAAAUAACAUAUUCACUAGUGUAGGUUAUUCCUAUAUAUACCCUUCCUCAAAACAAACCUACUCCUACCUUUUCUUAACUAUCUUCUCUAUUUCAUUCUUCUUUCUCGUGUGUCUCUAACCAUCUUCACUCUUCAUAACUAAACCAAAACUAUUUAGUAUUUACUUUACUUUCUUCGCACUAACUAAAGUUAGUUAGUUAUAACAGAAAAACAAACCAAGGUUAGUUAGUUACUAACAGAAAAUGGAAGGAGGUAGUUGCACAGAUGAAACCGCCACAAGCAAUGACUCAAUUUCUGUAUCUCUCAUUCCGGCGAAGCUAUCUCCACCGCCGCCGAGCACACUCGUUCGCCUUGGCAGCGGUGCCAGCGCCGAGAGUUGCGGCGUCUCCGGCGAGGCCGAAUCUCGAAAACUCCCGUCGUCGAAACACAAAGGCGUGGUGCCACAGCCGAACGGGCGUUGGGGAGCACAGAUUUACGAGAAGCAUCAGCGCGUGUGGCUUGGUACCUUUAACGAAGAAGACGAAGCCGCAAGAGCCUACGAUAUCGCCGCCUUGAGGUUCCGCGGAAAAGACGCGGUAACGAAUUUCAAGAACCUCACCGGCGCAGGUAAUGAUGCUGAUGACGCUGAAACAGAUUUUCUCAACUCGCAUUCCAAAUCCGAAAUCGUCGACAUGCUCCGGAAACACACCUACGACGAUGAGCUCCGACAGAGCAUGCGCGGCACGUGUGGUGGAAGGCAGCGGCGUAACGGAGAAUUGGAUGCUGCAGCGUCACGAGGCGCGUGUGAUGCUAAAGCGCGUGAACAUCUGUUCGAUAAAACGGUUACGCCGAGUGACGUUGGGAAGUUGAAUCGGUUGGUGAUACCGAAACAGCACGCGGAGAAACACUUUCCAUUAGGUGCCGGUUCUGUUUCCGUUGCAGUCUCCGUCGAAGGGAUCUCGCCGUGUGUUGCGGCGGCGAAGGGUUUGCUUUUGAAUUUCGAAGACGUUGGAGGGAAAGUGUGGCGGUUUCGUUAUUCUUAUUGGAACAGUAGCCAAAGCUACGUGUUAACAAAAGGAUGGAGCCGGUUCGUUAAGGAGAAAAAUCUUAGGGCCGGUGAUGCGGUUCGGUUCUUCAGAUCGACCGGACCGGACAGGCAGCUUUACAUAGAUUGCAAAGCCAGAAGCAAUGGUGUCGUCGGUGUCGGUAUUGGUGAAGUUAAUAAUAAUAUUUGCGAUUUGUUUGUUCCGGUCCGACCGGUAGUUGAACCGGUUCAGAUGGUUCGGCUUUUCGGGGUGAAUCUUUUGAAACUACCUGGUUCUGAUGGUGUUGGUGGUAGUUGCAAUGGGAAGAGGAAAGAGAUGGACCUUUUUGCCUUAGAAUGCAGCAAAAAGCCAAAGAUAAUUGGAGCCUUAUAACAUUAAAUUACGAGCUACUUUUUAUCUGAAUGAUUCCAAAAAAUAAUCAUGAGGAAAAUAAUUAGGAGAAUUAAUGGUGUAGUUGCAACCUGCAACUUGCAAGAAUGCACGUUGCAAAAGCUGAAUUGUACAUUAUUAGACAAAAAUUUGUGAUAUAAGGGAAAACACAACAAUAAUUGUUGUGUAUAAUCACAAAGAAAGUUUUUGAAAAUAAUAUGAAGACAAAAGUGUUUAUUUUGUAAUAUUAUCUUCUUACAUAUGAUCAAUAUUUGAUAUAAUGUGCCAUGAAUACUUGAUAUUGAAGAUGGAUAUGGUGCCGUGUAGUUUUUUUAUCUCAA